Molecule: messenger RNA, 9805 nt
Organism: Falco peregrinus (peregrine falcon)
Lineage: Eukaryota; Metazoa; Chordata; Aves; Falconiformes; Falconidae
Gene: TMEM170B
Product: transmembrane protein 170B
Exons: 3
Coding region: 555-953 (132 amino acids)
Biological process (GO): negative regulation of canonical Wnt signaling pathway
Cellular component (GO): plasma membrane
Source: RefSeq, a predicted model, not a curated record
CUCCCGCCCCUCCGGCGGCGGCGGCGGCGGGCGUCUCGCGGCGGGAGCCGCGGGCGGCACGCGCCGCCCUCACCCCUCGGCCGCGGGCGGGGCCGCUGCUGCACGGAGCCGCCCGUGUGAGGCGGGGGGGCCUGGCAGCCGCCCCGCUCCAGGUGAUGCCCGCGGCCGGCGUGACGGCGCCGUUGGCGAGGCGGCGGCCGUUACCGAUGGAGAAGGAGGCGGCGACGGGCUCCGCGCGGGCCCUGCCGGCCGCCCCCGCCGGCGGCUCGCACCUCGGGGCCGCCCCGCCCUGCCCCUGAGCCGCGGGGAAGCGCCAGCGGCCGGCCCGAUCGCUCGGCUCCCCCUCCCCAGCCGCUAUCUCCUCCUCCGUCCUCGAUGUCUCCCCCGCGGCGCGGAGGCCCCUUUGCCGCCUCCCCGCCCUCUCGCGCCUCACCGCCGCAGCCCUCCCGCCCCGCGGUCCGGCGGCGAGAGGCGCCCGGCGCCAGGCCGCCGCUGCCGCCCGUCCCCCCCGGCUGAGGAGCGGCGGCGGAGAGGCCGCCGGCCCGCCCGCCGCGAUGAAGGUGGAAGCGGGAGACAACUCCAUGAUCAACCUGUCGGUGCAGCAAGUGCUGAGCCUGUGGGCUCACGGCACCGUCCUCCGCCACCUCACCGAGAUGUGGUACUGGGUUUUCCUGUGGGCUCUCUUCUCCUCUCUCUUUGUCCAUGGUGCUGUGGGAGUAUUAAUGUUUGUGAUGCUGCAGAGGCAUAGGCAGGGGAGGCUGAUCUCUGUCAUUGUGGUCAGCAUUGGAUUUCUGGGUUCUGUAACUGGAGCAAUGAUAACCAGUGCUGCAGUAGCUGGAAUUUACAGAGUAGCUGGAAAGAAUAUGGCUCCCUUAGAAGCGCUUGUCUUUGGUGUUGGACAGACAGUACUGACAUUAAUUAUAUCAUUUUCAAGGAUUCUUGCAACGCUUUGAGACUUAUGUAGAAGGGGAAAAAAAUCAACCAGUGCAAAGAAACCUUUAAUCUGAAGAGAAGCUUCCUGAAAGUGGAUUCAUCAGUUGAUGAACGUGAAUUCUAGUGCAAGAGAAAGGAAGCAUGUGGAAUGUGCACUACAAAAUCCAGAGGUUCAGUCAAAUGAGCAGACUGCCCUCUAAUGUCAGAACUGAUGGCCUUCUGCACUGCGCCUGAUGUGCCUCUGUCGCAGGCAAGGUGCAAGUCGUGUGUUCGAAGCUCAGAUGAAGCACCUUGAGUAGUUGCCAGUCAGGUUGAUGUGUGGGGAUGGGGUCAUUGUGCUUGACAGUGUUGUAAUAAAAUAAAGGGGCGCUCCACAAAAUUGCUGUAUGUGCCAAACUUGGAGUCUUAGUUCUUAACUGUUGGUUGGGUAAGCUUUGAAAUUGUAAUUAUAGAAAAAUGCUGUGAACACACACUCUGCUUGAAUUCAGGUAAAAUAGCAAGAUAACUGACUUUUGUAUCAGCAGAGUCUCUCUGAAUGCUGAAUAUUCUUAUUUAGCAUUCAAAACAACUGUUAGGCCUGUUUUGAAGUGUAGGUGGAUUUGGAUGGGGCUUAAGAAACAGCUUUAGCAGCUGUGAUGUCACUAGCACUAUGUGUAGAACGGCUCAUGGUGGUUUUCUGAGCACAUCAUUCCCUUAUGGUUUUAGCUUGUCAGAUAUCAGUAGUUUAAGGAGACUGUAUGAAGGUUUGCGUAUGCACAAACAAAUCUUAAAUUGAUGGUUUCCUUAAAAUUACUUUGUCUUAAACAUACAGAUAAGCUACCAGCACUUCUGAAAACCUCAAAAAGGCUACUUGUCGCAAAUAAGCUCCCUGUAUUUAUUUAAGCACUGAUAGGACUCUUAACCCUACACGUAUUCUUCCAAGAACACACAAAUAUAACAGACUUGAAGAGAAUUAAACCUAUGAGGAAAAUGGAAAGUGAUAAAAAUAUGAUAUUGGGUUUCUACUGAACAAAAAAUAUUAAAUUUAAUAAAAUUGUCUCUAUACUCCAAGAGUUUGCAACUGGGCAGUGCUAAUGUAUUUACUACCUUGUUUCUGAACACUUUGUAUCUUUGGAAAAUUAUGAUACCUGGAACUUCGAAAUACUUAGUUUUCAGUAGAGUUUGUGCUUUUCUAGUUUAAAAGGGACAGUAGUGUUGUGCAUGUGAAAUGUCUUAAAUGUGAAUGUUUUGGAGUGAAUAGAAAUUUGAAGUAAAUAUUUAUGAAAUAAAAUUUAAAGGGCACGAAGUUCUGUGUGAGGAAUAAGGAUGUUUUACAUCUUUUCUCAGCUGAAUGCUAUUCAGCAGUCAGCUUUUAAUGCUGACAGUAAAUUGCUCAAACAUUUUGCUGUUAAGAUAUCAAAAAGACUUCUAGGACUGUUGAAACAGGAUAUAGUUAAAACAUAACUUACAAUCGAGUCAUAUUGCUUAGUGCUUCAAGAUAUUAUAAUGAAUUAACCUGUCUGCCUUUAUUUUACUCCAUGUACACUGUUUUUGUUUGUUUUGGUUUUUUAAGUGCUGAGGAUGCUAAUAUUAUUUCUUUUCUUUUAAAGUAUUUAAGUCUGGUUUGAAAAAUGUACAAAGUUACAGGCUUUGCAGGGAACAAUGUAAAAUGUUAUAAACCUUUUCAGUGUUAUAUUUUUGGCUUUGAAUUACUUUAAAAUGUGGUUUAAUAUAUAUAUAUUUGUUAUUUUAAAUGUCUUCAAAACCUUAGUUUUCAUGGUUUGGGGGUUUUGUCUUGUGGCUUUUACUUUCUGCUGAUACUUUUGGCAUAACAAUCAUUGCACUUUAGUAGACAAUGAAAUUACUACUUUUGUAAAAGGCAAUUUAAGCUUCUCCCCAUUGUCUUAAAUUAUGAGAACUGCUUUCAGGUAUUUAAGUCAAAUUGAAUAAUAAAGUAAAUGAAGAUAUUUCUCGUAAUGUGCCUUGUUACAUACAUUUUUAGGGGAGAGGAUUUUAAAAAAAAAUCAAAUUACCUUAUCUUCAUUCUUGUUCUAUUUUUGCUAUUUCUAAUUUAGUUAUUUGAUGUCUUAACAAACUUUUAACACAUUUCUGUUUGACAACCUAGAAAUGCUUGUCUGGAUUAAACCCAACAGUUUAAUGAAACACUGGAUUCAGUAAUUUAGAUUCUCAUGAUUUUACUUCACACUGGAACUUCUUCCCAGUUUCCAAAUUUUGAUUCUUAUUUAUUGUAUAAGGCUAUUAUGCUACCACUGAUCAAUGGCUUGCUGUCUUUCACCAAGUUAAACUAACGGACAACUGCUAUCUUACGAAAUGCAUAUACAAAACUUUUAUUAACGUCAUUCUUCAUUUUAAUUGCAGUGCCAAUGAAAUUGCUGUUGUAAGUUUCCCCUUUUGACAAGGAGGCAUCUUUGCAGAUGUUGUUACCUUCCUCCCAGCUGUUUUUUAUUGCGUAGAUCAUUGUAAUCACUUUUAAGACAUUGUUAGGUGCUUAGUUGUCUCUGGUUUAUAUGGCAUUAUUGCCUGGCAACCAUGAAGAGGCAGGUAAUGUAAUGCCUAAGUGGCUUAACAGAGACGAAGUUAUGUAUUUGGUAGAAAAUUGUUUUUAACUAUUUCUUGUGAAGAAUAGAUGAGGCAAAUAGUUUGUCUAUGAUGUAUUCUUUGAUCAUAGCAUGAAUUUACUGCAUAAUAAUUCCAGCAGUGAAAGGAAGUGUAAGUGGCCUUAUGUCUGUGAAACUUUAAAAUUUCAUUCCACAUCCUUCGAAAGAACAUUGUUAAACAUAAGGUGCUCUAGUCAGUGCAGUGUAUGUGUGUAUAUAUGUGUGUGUGUAUAUAUGAAUGAUGGUUUUGGAGUGUGUUCUAUAGCUUACACAUGCAACUGAGAACUUUUGCAAGAAAAAGAAAAAUUAUUUCAGAUAACCUUUUUCUCCCCACUGCACCUAACGCCCCACCCCCACCCCUAGUUGUUAGGCUACAAAGAUAUCUUGUGUAUGAAUGGCACUGAUAGUACUCUGGGUCCCUUUGGACAAUACAGCGUUGUGCAGAUGUCCACACAGGGUCUUUUAGUGCUAUCUUCAAAUAGCUCUGCCUGGCUCUGCAUCAUAUCACCAGGCACAUUCUGCAUUGUUAAUGAUUAGUUUCUAGUAAAGAACAAAUAAUACAUCAACACAAUCUCUGGAGGAGGGAGGAAUAUUUAAUGUGAAGAAGCUUCUACUGCUUUGUUGGAAGGUGCUGCUGUUAAUGAUUGCAACAUUCCACACAUUUCCAAUUUAUCAGUAUGAACAUGGAAUCAUAGGUUUGGAAGGGACCUCAAGGAUCAUCUGGCCCAGCCUUUCUUGGUAAAAGCACAGUCUAGCCAAGCACCCUGUCCGGACACAUCUUAAAAGUGCCUGAUGUCGGGGAAUCCACCACUUCUCUGGGGAGAUUAUUCCAGUGGCCGAUUGUUCUCACUGUGAGAAACUUUCCCCUUGUCCCCAGUGAGAAUCUCCCCAGGAGAAUUUAUACCCAUUACCCCUUGUCUUUUCCGUGUGACUCCUUGGAGGCUCCCUAUUUACAUCAUCUUUGUAGCCACCCUUUAAAUACUGGAACAUGGUGAUAAGGUCUUCCCCUAAGCCUUCUUUUCUCAAGGCUGAACAAACCCAGUUCUUUCAACCUUUCCUCACAUGGCAGGCUUCCCACUCCUCUGAUCAUCUGUGUGACCCUCCUCUGGACCCUCUCCAGCCUGUCUGGUUUUUUUUUUUUUUUUGCAUAGAAGGGCCAAAACUGAACACAGUAUUCCAGGUGUGGCCUGACAAGAGCUGAAUUGGCAUGGGAUAAUGAUGACUUUACCUCUGCUGAUGAUGCCCUUGUUGAUGCAGUCCAGCAUCCUGUUGGCUUUCCUUGCUGCAGCAGCACGUUGUUUGCUCAUAUUGACCUUGUGUUUGCUAAGGCCCUCAGGUCCCUUUCUGCAGAGCUGCUCCCCAGCUGGGUAGAUCCCAGCCUGUGCUGUGCUCCUGGAUUAUGUUUUCCCAGGUGCAAGACCUUGUUUUUGUCCAUGUUGGAACUUCAUAAAGUUUUCGUUAGCUUACUGUUCCAGCCUAUCCAGAUCUUCUGGCAGGGUGGCGCUCUCUUCCAAAGUGUCCACUUCUCCACUCUGGUGUCAUCAGCAGAUUUCAUCAGGGUACGCUUGAUUCCAUCAUCCAGAUCACUUAUGAAGCUAUUGAAGAGCAUUGGGCCUGAUAUUAAUGCCUAGGGGACCCCACUUGUGACAGAUUACUGAUUUGAAAAGGAGCUAUUUACCAUCACCCUCUGGAUGUGGCCUGUCAGCCAAUUCCCCACCCACCACACAGACCACUUCUCUAGACGGUAACACAUGUUUCUCUGGGAGGAGGCUGGAGGAAACUGUAUUGAAAGCUUUGGAAAAAUCCAUGUAGACAAUGCUCACCGCUCACCCCACAUCAGCGAAGCAGGUUACUUUGUCAUAGAAGGUGAUCAGGUUUGUCAGGCAGUUUGCCCAUCGUGAAUCCAUGCUGGCUUUUCCCAGUCACAUGCUUCAUUUGACUUGCGAUAGCCCUCAGGAAGAUUUGUUCCAUAACUUUCCCAGGGGCUGAAGUAAGGCUGAUGGGCCUAAAUUCUCUGGAUUGUCCUUUAAGCCCUUCUUGUAGAUGGUGGUGACAUUAGCAUUCUUCCAGUCUUCUGAGAUGUCCCCUGUUCUCCAUAGCUUCUCACAGAUUAUGGAGAGUGGCCUUGUAAUGUUGUCAGCCAGCACUCUGAACACCCUCCGGUGGACAAUGGUCAGGCCAAUUGAUUUGUAGGGGUCAAGCUCUUGUAAUAGUUCACGUACCAACUCUUUCUUCACGGGUGGUGGCCCUGGGUUUGCAUCAACCUUUGUUUUAGUACUAACACUUGGUGUGCUCAGCAGGAUCCCAAACUCCCCAUUGUUGUGAUCACUGCAGCCAAGGCUACCACUGAGAUAUUACAAAGAAGCUUGUCUUGGUUUGUGAGUAGCAAGUGUAGCAGUGCCUCAUUCUUGGUUGGUGUAUCUAACGUUUGUAUGAGGUAGUAGUCCUCUGUGCGUUCCAGGAGCUUGAUGGAUGAUGUGAGCUGCUGUAUUGUUCUGCCAACAAACACCUGAGUAGUUGAAGUCACCCAUAAGAACUAGGUUCUGUUGACCUGAAGCUUGCUUAAGUGACCCAAAUACCGCUUCAUUGGCCUUGUCGUCUUGGUUUGGAGGUAGGUAGUAGAUGCCUAGUAAGAUCCCCCUUGGAGAUGGCUCCUCUGGUCUGGACUCAGAGGCAUUCAACAGGACUUCCACAAUCACUGUAGCUGGCUUCUAUACAUUCAAGACUGUCCUUAGCAUAGAGCACGACUCCUCUUCCCCGUCUGUCUCUGUGAAACAGCCUAUAGCCAUACAUCACCAUCCUUCAGUCAUGUGAGUUGUCCCAACACAUUUCAGUUUUUCCUAUAUCAGAACUGUCUGAGUGCUCCUCCUCUUUGCUCCCCAGCCUGUGUGCGUUGCUAUACAUACACUUGAGGUUGUUGGUCUGGUCCUCAUCUUGGGAGGCAGCUGAGGAACAUUUCUCGCUGCUCUGGUUGGCCUGGCUUAUUCCCCAGAUCAAAAAAAUUUGUUUUGACUCAAAACUCCAGCUAUGCUGCAGAAAAAAAUCUUCCAAAUAAUUAUUGUCUUUCAUUUUAUGGGCAAUUCAGAGUUCAUGAAACUAAUCUAUGUACCAUGACUGGUGAGAUAAUUUGAAGUUUGCUGUUGAUAAUUUUUUAAAGAAACCAAUAAAUUAGGCAAUUUUGAACGUUCAACAUGGACCAAAGAGAGUAGUCCUGAUUUUGUGUAAAGUAGCUUUCUAUUUUUGAAGUACACUGGUUUUAUUACUCUGAUGGAAAUAAUAUUCCCUCUUCAACAUAUUGCACAACGAUAUUUAUUUUGCUUACAAGUUCCAUUUGAAUUCUGUUGGAGGGGGAGGCAUAUAUAAUGCCAUUUGAGUGGAAGCUGUAGUGGAGUCUAAGCUCAAAUAACUGUAAGAACUGAUUUAAUCAUUAUUUUCUGGUUUAAUUUAUGUAUUUCCUGUGCUAAGUGUAUUCUAAUAAUGCUUUUCCUGCAUUAAAUCUGAAUAUGAUAUCACGAGUAUAUUAAGCUGCAUGGUUUUGUAUACAGCCAUUCAACAUCACACGUGUAUUUCCACAUAAGCACGAACAGUAUUGCUAAGUGUAACAAAGUGUGGAUGAAUCAGUUAAGGCCAAAAAAAAAAAAAAGAGUGACUUUAAUAACACUUAGAAAAACAAUCGUGAACAUAAGAAUUUUUUCAGUUACUCUUCUGUUUCUAGAAAUAUGCUUUUUCAUCUUGUGUUUCUCAGUUAAGGGGUAAAAUGUGGAAACUAGUUGUUAGGAUGACAGCUGCAACCUAAUCUAGUUCCAAGCAAUUUGAGGUAAAAUGAAAUUCUGAAUUUUGUUCAUAAAUUAUAACGGAGUGCUACAUAUAUGUAAAUGCUAGAACAUAACCCUAUUCCAGUGUGACCAGAAUUUAGCAUACAACUGCAUCAGCAUAUUGACAGAAUACCUUUUGAAUUAUUUUGUUUUUUCAACCUCUAGAUUGGGAGCAGCUCAAGGUGAAAAGACUGUUCAAAUCCUCAGCUGUUGCUUCAGAAGGAGUAAGUGUUCCUUGUGUACAGGUGAAUUUAACACAGCUGAAAGUUUGUAUUGGGUUGAAAGUCAGAUAUCUGUCACCCCUUCAUUACCACCACCACAGCCUUUAAGGUCAGUGAGAUAAGUAUUCUGUACUCCGUUACGGCGGUGAAACUUCAGCUGAGCUGCAUUAGUUUGUGUAAUUAACUGUAAAUCCUUUGAUGAAAAUGAAGUUGUCAUAGAAGUUAGACUUUAACCCAAGAGUAACCCACUCACUUGUAAGUGAGAAAGAUUGUGUCCCGACAGCAUGCUGUUUCCCAAACUUGUGCCUAGAAUUACACUGGAAAUCAGUUUGCGUGUUAAGUUUACAUGUAAUCACACAGAUAUCUCAAAGUCCACAAAGACACGUUACUGCUUAGGGUAUUCUUGCAGUACAGUACAGCAGGCGUAAAAACAGUUCUAAAGUAACGACCUAAAGAAGUGUUUUCUUUCAGGAACACCAUUUUUUCACUUCUAAUUGUUGAUCUUGUAGAUACUGAACACUUUAGGAAGUUACUGCAGGGAUACUAGUAGGAUUUGUCAGUUGUUAAAGGGAAUGGAUACUAUGUCCUUUUGUGCCUCUUCUGUGAAUUGGAGAAAAGCCAGACCUAUAAGGCACAGUAAAUACUGAGAGAUACUUCCAAUAAAAUAAAUAAUACUUGAUAUAAAUGGCAUUUCUUUUUAUUCAAAUCUAAGUUUAAUUCAGGUAUUUAAUAUCACCAUUGUAAAAUCUGUUUCUGGAUUAUCCAUUAAUAUAAGAUGGAUGGAUGAAGGCAUAGGAGCUAAAAAUCUAAAACCUUUUAAAAUGACUUGGCUGGAGGUUUUACUUGUUUGAAACGUGUUUAAAUUUAUACAGGUAAUGAAGUUUUGAAGGCCUGUAAUAUUUUAGGGGUUUAGAGAGUAAUCAGGUAUUCAUGUAAAUAAACUUUUGACUGUGCCAAUAUACAGAAGAGCACAUAAUUCUUCAGAAAUGCUUACAGGAACCACUGAAGAUAGAUACCUAUUUUACAAUCAGAAAAAUCCUACAGUAUUUGACAUCUGUAUUGAUAACUGUAACAGUUGUACUAUAAGCUUUACAAAUACAAAUAAAAUCAGUAUUUUAACCAUUUGGAUUUGGCUGAGCAAAUAAGGAGGAGAGAAAAAAGGGAUUUUGAAAAUCUUUAAAAAUGAAAAAAGCAAAAAGUAUCCAUUAGCCCACUGACAAAAUUGUGCCCCACCAAUACUGUUUUUCAUCAAGCAUGACUUAAACAAUAGAUCAUACACAAUGCAGCAUAAUAUCUCGCAUAAUAUCUCUCCAUAAAGUGUCUUGUGGAUAGAAUGCAUUCUGCAAAUUUGUAUUAGAAAUAAAUGUUUGUAUUUUCACCUGGUGAAGUUGCCUAAGCUGGAUCGUGAGCUAGGCAUUGUUACGAAGCUCGAAGGUAGUGACAACAGUGAUGGAGAGAGUGAUUUAACAUAUAGUUGAUUUAUGUUCAUACAGGACUAUAUUACACUGCGAAAAAGGUAUUCAUUCAGAGUUGUUGAUGUUCUUCAUGUAACAGUUUAUCUGCAAUUAAAAAUAAAAGGUGAAAUUUAAGCUGUAAAUACUGUAUACUAUUAUCUUUCCUUUUUUUAAGGAACUUUUUUAUUUCCCUGUUUGUGUAUAGUUCUCUAUGUAUAUAUUAAAAAAACACGAACCGACCAGAACUUUUUGAGAAACUUUUCUAGUUACCUUCUGCAUUUAAUUGCAGUAACGAUCUAAAUGUGUCCGUUCAGCUGUUUGUUUAGUUCCAAGUUUUCAUGGUAUGCUUUCAGGUUCUUUGAAAAGCAGCAAUAACAGUUGAACAAUUAUUUAGAGUAAAACUUUGUUCUGCACAAUUUCCACUUCCAUGCUUCAGAGUGGAGGCGCAGUGGAACACUCACCCAAUUGUAAGAUUUCAGGAUCUUUUAAGGAGGUUUUAUCUUUUUCUUUUGGGAUAUGAAAUGUUUCGUAGCAGCUUAUAUACAGAAUUUACAAGUCAAACACAAUUUCUCAUGCUCAUUUAUUUGAUUAAAAGUUUCUGUUAAAAUAUUUUCAUAAAACUUCCAUAGCUUAUUGCAUGUUCUUAUAAGUAAUCAUAAAACUAUGCGUUGACCUCUGUAUGAAAUACUCUGAUAACAAAAGUUUUACAUUUUGUGAGCCUGAUUGAAGUGUACAAAUGUACACAUAAAAUAAAGCUAAAAUUGGUAAUUAAGUGAUGUACUUUC